AUGGCUGACAAAAGGACUGCAGCCAAGGACAGCGCGGGAGCAGAUUCUGAUGCAAAACAUCGAAAACUAGACACACCUCAAUUUUAUAUAAACACACAAGACCUGCUAGACGAAGAGGAUGAUAUCAUCGUUCCGGAUUCGGAUGAAGAUAUUUUUGAAAAUGCAAAUAGACAGGCACUUGUGGCAUUUCAUGGUAAUGAACACAUGGGUGAAAUGGUUUUGCCGUUCAACCCACCAACAACCGUGGACGAAACCAGACAACGGCGUUUUAAUAAACAAGAUGCCCAAGCUCUGCGACUCGUCCCAGGAAACCCAAAUUGCUUGCCCAUGGACCGAAAUUGA
Gryllus bimaculatus (two-spotted cricket) is the source of this 342-nucleotide messenger RNA. The record is from the annotation of a GenBank genome assembly. Lineage: Eukaryota; Metazoa; Arthropoda; Insecta; Orthoptera; Gryllidae.